UCCAAUUCCAUCCAAAUUUUGCAAAAAAUACUACCAGACCCCCCACCCUUAUCACACACCACCACAAAAAGCUCUCUCUUUAUAACCUAUACUUUUCAUCAAAAUAUAUUUAUUUUCCUUUCCUUAGAUAGUGACACUUAUUUUGUUAUUUAUGCUUAUAAGUUUUGUGGCUCUUGCUUCUGGAUUUCCGCGUUUUGAUGAUAAAUUGUCAAUUGACACAACUCAUAAGUCACAAAAUUGUAGGGUAAGAUUUCCCAUUAAGCUAGGGUGUGUUUGGGGAGUCUACAAAAAUAAAGUACCAAUGUCUUUCAAACAUUAGUCCUUCACUUCAAGAAGCUGCAUGGUCCAUCCUCUAGUGUUUUAAAUUUUAGCCAACUCCUAGGUAAUUAGAUUUUGUUGUCGGAUAUUAUUUUUAUUUACUUCCUUAAUAUCACCGAAAAUUUUGGGCCUUUAAUUUUGCUUCAUAUUUGAUUUUUUUUUCUUCUAUAUCUUAGACUAUAUAUAUAUAUGAAGAUGUGAAAUUUCCAACAACAUAAAAAUAGGUCAUGGCUUUUGGUGGUUUGUGUCUUACCUUAAGCCUUGUUUUUGGGUUCUUCAUACUUUGUUUGUUUGUACAAAUUUUCUAUUUCUUGUGGUGGAAGAAGAGAAGAACAAAUUUAGAUAUUGAAAUGGAACAAAGAAAUUAUUCAAAAGGGGUGUCUUAUUGGUCUUGUUGGAAGAAAUCAUCAUGUUCUUUGCAUGCUAAUGACACUACUAAUAGUGUGAUUAGAGACAUAGAAAGUACUAAUCAUGAACAAGAUUUGGAAUUAGGUGUUGAUGGAAAAGAUAUCCUUUUGAAAUCCAAUGGUGAAGAAAGUUUGGAAUUGGAAUUGAUGAGGUUGCAUAAUCUUCCUGGUCCACCAAGAUUUUUGUUUACAAUCACUGAAGAAACUAAAGAAGAUUUGGAAUCUGAAGAUGGUAAAUCUAAGUGUGGUAGAAGUCGAAAAGGGUCGAGAACAAAGAGUUUAAGUGAUUUUAUCGAUUCUCCUAUGAAGUGUUCUUUAGACCCUCUUGAAUCUUAUAAGCAUCAUCAAGGGUUUAAUAAUCCUUUGUUUGAAUCCACAGUAGAAUCUGAAUUCAACAGGUUUAGAUCUUCACCACCACCAAAGUUCAAGUUUUUAAGAGAUGCUGAAGAGAAAUUGUAUAGAAGAUUGAUGGAAGAAUCUAGAAGAAAAACAUUAGAAGAGAAUCAUGGUUCUGUUGUUCCAGAAUCUGAGGUUAAAAGUUCCACUAAUGUAACAAAAGUUACUGCAGAAAGCAAAAAAGUUCCUUCAAGUACUUCUCAGGUUCUACCUUUGACAUCUUCUCCUACAACAUUCAAACCAUUUGAAAAUUCAUCUCUUUAAUAUAUUUUUUUUUUUUACAUUAUGUUAAAUUAGUUUUUCUAGAUGACUCAUCAGUUAAAUUUUUUAUGUUUUAGUAUAAAUUAGUUAGUUUCUUUAAUUACUUUAUGGACCUCUAUUAUAUGUGUUCUUAAAUGAUUGUUAUGGUUAAUAUUCUGCAAAUUCAUA
Trifolium pratense (red clover) is the source of this 1550-nucleotide messenger RNA. RefSeq lists its product as uncharacterized. NCBI's taxonomy places the organism in Eukaryota, Viridiplantae, Streptophyta, Magnoliopsida, Fabales, Fabaceae. Bases 546 to 1385 code for a protein of 279 amino acids. The transcript has a single exon. The record is from RefSeq and is a predicted model, not a curated record.